AUGGCUGAAAUAAAUAGUGAAGAUGAUGAAGUGGUUCUGCAGUGUACUGCUACUGUUUACAAGGAACAACAGAAAUUGUGUCUUGCUGCAGAAGGAUUUGGCAACAGGCUCUGCUUCUUGGAAUCAACUUCUAAUUCCAAGAAUGUUCCUCCGGAUCUCUCCAUCUGUACUUUUGUUCUGGAGCAAUCAUUGUCAGUCAGAGCUCUCCAAGAAAUGCUGGCUAACACAGAGGAGAAAGCAGAAGGGCUAGUUGAUGUGGAAAAAUGGAAAUUUAUGAUGAAGACUGCUCAAGGUGGUGGUCAUAGAACUCUCCUCUAUGGACAUGCAAUAUUACUGCGCCAUUCUUACAGUGGCAUGUAUCUGUGUUGUCUCUCCACAUCACGAACAUCAAUGGAUAAAUUGGCUUUUGAUGUAGGUUUGCAAGAUGAUACCACAGGGGAAGCCUGCUGGUGGACUAUACAUCCUGCUUCCAAACAGCGUUCAGAAGGAGAAAAAGUGCGUGUUGGGGAUGAUCUCAUCCUUGUCAGUGUCUCUUCAGAAAGAUACUUGCAUUUAUCUUAUGGCAACAGCAGCUUGCGUGUGGAUGCAGCUUUCCAGCAAACACUUUGGAGUGUUGCCCCAAUCAGUUCCGGAAGUGAAGUAGCUCAAGGCUAUCUAAUAGGAGGUGAUGUAUUGAGGUUAUUACAUGGUCAUAUGGAUGAAUGCCUGACAGUUCCUUCAGGAGAACAUGGAGAAGAGCAGAGAAGAACUGUCCAUUAUGAAGGUGGUGCUGUGUCAAUUCAUGCUCGUUCUCUUUGGCGACUGGAAACUUUGAGGGUUGCAUGGAGUGGAAGUCACAUUAGAUGGGGGCAGCCAUUCAGAUUAAGACAUAUAACAACAGGGAAAUAUUUAAAUCUCAUGGAUGAUAAGAGUCUCCUUUUAACAGACAAAGAAAAAGCUGAUGUGAAAUCUACAGCAUUUUGUUUUCGAUCUUCCAAGGAGAAAUUAGAUUUAGGGAUAAGAAAAGAAGUGGAUGGCAUGGGAACCCCAGAAAUAAAGUAUGGAGAUUCAGUCUGCUUUAUACAGCAUGUAGAUACAGGUUUGUGGCUUACCUACCAAUCAGUGGAUGCCAAGUCUGUAAGAAUGGGAUCUGUGCAGCGAAAGGCCAUCAUGCACCAUGAGGGCCAUAUGGAUGAUGGAUUGACAUUAUCCAGAUCUCAGCAUGAAGAAUCACGUACAGCACGAGUAAUUCGUAGCACUGUCUUUCUUUUCAACAGGUUCAUAAGGAGCCUUGAUGCUGUCAGCAAGAAAGCUAAGUCUUCCAUAGUUGAUUUACCCAUUGAAUCAGUCAGCCUUAGCCUUCAGGACUUGAUUGGUUACUUCCACCCACCAGAUGAGCACUUAGAGCAUGAAGACAAACAGAACCGACUAAGAGCUCUGAAGAAUCGACAAAAUCUCUUCCAAGAAGAGGGUAUGAUCAAUUUAGUACUUGAAUGUAUUGAUCGCUUACAUGUGUACAGCAGUGCAGCUCAUUUUGCUGAUGUAGCUGGAAAGGAAGCAGGAGAAACUUGGAAAUCUAUUCUAAAUUCACUGUAUGAAUUAUUAGCGGCUUUGAUUAGAGGGAAUCGUAAAAAUUGUGCUCAGUUCUCUGGAUCUCUUGAUUGGCUGAUUAGUAGGCUGGAGAGAUUGGAAGCAUCUUCUGGAAUUCUUGAAGUAUUACACUGUGUGUUGGUGGAAAGUCCAGAAGCAUUGAAUAUUAUUAAAGAAGGACAUAUUAAAUCAAUCAUUUGUCUUUUGGACAAACAUGGCAGAAACCAUAAGGUAUUAGAUGUUCUUUGUUCAUUGUGUGUAUGUCAUGGAGUAGCUGUGCGAUCCAAUCAACAUUUGAUCUGUGAUAAUCUUCUGCCAGGGAGAGAUCUUCUUCUUCAAACUCGCCUUGUCAAUCAUGUGAGCAGCAUGAGACCAAAUAUUUUCCUUGGAAUCAACGAGGGCUCUGCUCAAUACAGGAAAUGGUAUUACGAAUUAAUGGUUGAUUAUGUGGAGCCAUUUACAACAGCAGAAGCUACUCACCUUCGUGUAGGUUGGGCAUCAACAGAAGGCUAUUCACCAUAUCCUGUGGGUGGAGAAGAAUGGGGUGGCAAUGGUGUUGGUGAUGACUUAUAUUCUUAUGGUUUUGAUGGACUUCAUCUAUGGUCAGGUUGUGUAGCAAAAUCAGUCAAUUCUCCUAAUCAUCAUCUACUCAGGACUGAUGAUGUCAUCAGCUGUUGCCUUGAUCUGAGUGCUCCAAGCAUUUCAUUCCGAAUAAAUGGGCAGCCAGUGCAGGGAAUGUUUGAGAAUUUCAACACAGAUGGUCUUUUCUUUCCGGUUGUCAGCUUUUCAGCAGGGAUAAAAGUACGAUUUUUGCUUGGAGGCCGCCAUGGGGAAUUUAAAUUUCUUCCCCCUCCAGGAUAUGCUCCAUGUUUUGAAGCUAUUCUGCCCAAAGAAAAGUUAAAAGUGGAACCCAGCAGGGAAUAUAAACAAGAUUGCAAUUGCUCAAGGGAUCUCUUGGGACCAAAUAUCUCUUUGUCACAAGCAGCAUUCACUCCAGUACCUGUUGAUACCAGUCAGAUUGUAUUACCUCCACAUCUGGAAAGAAUCAGAGAAAAACUAGCUGAGAAUAUCCAUGAACUUUGGGUGAUGAAUAAAAUCGAACUUGGAUGGCAGUAUGGACCAAUUAGAGAUGACAACAAGCGACAGCAUCCCUGUUUGGUAGAGUUUGCUAAACUGCCUGAACAAGAACGGAAUUAUAAUCUUCAGAUGUCACUAGAAACAUUAAAAACAUUGCUGGCAUUAGGUUGUCAUGUUGGAAUUGCUGAUGAACAUGCUGAAGAAAAGGUGAAGAAACUAAAACUUCCCAAAAAUUAUCUAUUAUUGAGUGGAUAUAAACCUGCUCCUAUGGAUCUAAGUUGUAUCAAGUUGACUCCAUCUCAGGAAUCCAUGGUUGAUAAACUUGCAGAGAAUGCUCACAAUGUAUGGGCAAGAGAUCGUAUAAGACAGGGUUGGACAUAUGGAAUUCAACAGGAUGUGAAGAACCGUCGAAAUCCUCGCCUUGUCCCCUAUACACUUCUAGAUGAUCGCACUAAGAAAUCAAACAAAGAUAGUCUCCGGGAAGCAGUUCGUACUCUCAUUAGCUAUGGAUAUAACCUUGAAGCUCCAGAUCAAGACCAUGCUGCAAGGCCAGAUGUGCUUGAUGGCAUGAUAGAAAGGUUCAGGAUUUUCCGAACAGAAAAAACAUAUGCUGUAAAAACUGGGAAGUGGUACUUUGAAUUUGAGGCAGUAACUGCUGGAGAUAUGAGAAUUGGCUGGGCCAGACCAGGUUGUCAGCCAGAGCAAGAGCUUGGCUCAGAUGAUCAAGCAUUUGUAUUUGAUGGUUUCAAGGCCCAGAGAUGGCACCAGGGAAAUGAGCAUUUUGGCCGUACUUGGCUAACAGCAGAUAUUGUGGGAUGCAUGGUAGAUCUGAAUGAGCACACCAUGAUGUUUACGCUAAAUGGUGAAAUCCUUCUUGAUGACUCAGGUUCUGAACUUGCAUUUAAAGAUUUUGAGGUUGGUGAUGGCUUUAUACCUGCCUGUAGCCUGGGAUUGUCACAGGUGGGCAGAAUGAACUUUGGCAAAGAUGUUAGCACUUUGAAAUAUUUCACUAUUUGUGGCUUACAAGAAGGCUAUGAACCUUUUGCUGUGAAUACAAAUCGUGACAUUACUAUAUGGCUGAGCAAGAGAUUACCUCAGUUUCUUCCAGUACCAGCAAAUCAUGAACAUAUUGAGGUUACAAGGAUUGAUGGAACUGCAGAUAGUUCACCAUGCUUGAAAGUCACACAGAAGUCCUUUGGAUCUCAAAAUAGCAAAACAGACAUCAUGUUUUAUCGUCUAAGCAUGCCCAUUGAAUGUGCAGAAGUGUUUUCUAAAAUGCCUGGAGGAGGAAUGCCAAAUUCUAAUCUUUUUGGCCCAAAGAGUGAUUUGGAUGAUUAUGAUGCAGAUUCUGAUUUUGAAGUUCUCAUGAAGACUGCUCAUGGUCAUCUUGUACCUGACCGUGGGGAAAAAGAAGCUGCAAAAUCUGAGUUCAAUAACCACAAAGAUUAUACACAAGAGAAACCUUCACGCCUCAAGCAAAGAUUUAUGCUGAAAAGGACGAAGCCAGACUAUAGCACAAGCCAUUCUGCAAGACUGACUGAAGAUGUCCUAGCAGAUGAAAGAGAUGAUUAUGAUUAUCUAAUGCAAACCUCUACAUAUUAUUACUCUGUACGUAUAUUUCCUGGACAAGAACCUGCUAAUGUUUGGGUAGGCUGGAUUACAUCUGAUUUCCAUCAAUAUGAUACAAGCUUUGAUUUGGACAGAGUCCGUACUGUUACAGUAACCCUAGGAGAUGAAAAAGGGAAAGUUCAUGAGAGUAUUAAACGAAGCAACUGCUAUAUGGUAUGUGCCGGAGAAAGCAUGAGUCCAGGGCAAGGACGCAAUAAUAAUGGAUUAGAGAUUGGUUGCUUAGUUGAUGCUGCAACUGGUAUCCUAUCCUUCACUACCAAUGGCAAAGAGUUAAGCACUUAUUAUCAGGUGGAGCCAAGUACUAAAUUAUUCCCUGCAGUAUUUGCACAAGCCACAAGCCCAAACGUUUUCCAAUUUGAGUUGGGACGAAUAAAGAAUGUAAUGCCGUUGUCAGCUGGCUUGUUCAAAAGCGAGCACAAAAAUCCACUUCCUCAAUGUCCACCUCGUCUCCAUGUUCAGUUUUUGACCCAUGUUCUUUGGAGCAGAGUACCAAAUCAGUUUCUGAAGAUUGAUAUAUCACGGAUCAAUGAACGGCAGGGCUGGUCAAUGCAGUGCCUGGAGUCUUUGCAGUUCAUGUCCCUUCACAUUCCAGAGGAAAACAGGUCUAUAGAUAUUUUAGAACUGUCAGAACAAGAAGAACUGCUAAAGUUUCAUUAUCAUACUCUCAGGCUAUACUCAGCAGUUUGUGCUCUUGGGAAUAACAGAGUUGCACAUGCUAUGUGCAGCCAUGUUGAUGAAUCUCAGCUUCUCUAUGCAAUUGAGAACAAAUACAUGCCAGGCUUGUUACGUGCGGGCUAUUAUGAUCUUCUCAUUGAUAUUCACCUUAAUAGCUAUGCCACUGCAAGGUUGAUGAUGAACAAUGAAUUCAUUGUCCCAAUGACAGAUGAGACUAAAAGCAUUACUUUGUUUCCUGAUGAACACAAAAAACAUGGCCUACCAGGUAUCGGGCUUAGUACAUCUUUACGACCCAGAAUACAGUUUUCUUCUCCCAGUUUUGUGAGAAUUAAUAGUGAGUGCUACCAAUAUAGUCCUGAAUUUCCUUUAGAAAUUUUAAAGUCUAAAACCAUAGAGAUGUUGACAGAAGCAGUUCAGGAGGGUAGCCUACAUGUCAGAGAUCCAGUAGGUGGUACUACAGAAUUUCUGUUUGUUCCUUUGAUCAAGCUUUUUUAUACCCUUCUUAUAAUGGGAGUCUUCCACAAUGAAGAUCUGAAGCAUAUCUUGCAGCUCAUUGAGACCAGUGUGUUUAAAGAAGAUAAAGGCCAUGAAGAUAAAACUCGAAUAUUAGCAAAGGAACUAGUUACAGAAAGUCUAAAUUUAGAAACAGCUGUGGAUAAAAUCAGAAGAGAGAAGGUUCCAGAAGAAGGACUUCUUCAAAUGAAGCUUCCUGAGCCCGUCAAAUUACAGAUGUGCCAUUUACUCCAAUAUCUGUGUGACUUCCAGAUACGCCACAGAAUAGAAGCCAUUGUAGCAUUUUCAGAUGAUUUUGUAGCAAAACUUCAAGAAAAUCAGCGUUUCCGAUAUAAUGAAGUUAUGCAGGCUUUAAAUAUGUCUGCAGCUCUGACAGCCAAGAAAACGAAAGAAUUUCGAUCCCCACCACAGGAGCAGAUCAACAUGCUGCUGAAUUUUAAGGAUGAUAAAAAUGAUUGUCCUUGUCCUGAAGAAAUCAGGGAUCAUCUCCUGGAUUUUCAUGAAGAUCUGAUGGCACAUUGCGGUAUUCAGCUUGACGAAGAUGGAAUUCUAGAUGGAAACAGUGAUUUAACUAUUAAAGGUCGCCUGCUAUAUCUUGUAGAAAGAGUCACACACUUGAAAAAGAAACAAGCAGAGAAGCUAGUUGAUGAUAAUAACAAGAAACCAUCAACUCUCCAACAGCUGAUAUCAGAAACUAUGGUACGUUGGGCUCAAGAAUCUGUAAUAGAAGACCCAGAGUUGGUGAGAGCCAUGUUUGUUUUGCUACACCGCCAAUAUGAUGGGGUUGGUGGCCUAGUUCGAGCCAUGCCCAAGACAUAUACUAUAAAUGGUGUAUCAGUGGAAGAUACCAUCAACUUGCUUGCAUCUCUUGGCCAGAUCCGUUCUCUCCUCAGUGUUAGAAUGGGCAAAGAAGAAGAGAAACUUAUGAUUCGUGGAUUAGGGGACAUUAUGAACAAUAAAGUUUUUUAUCAGCAUCCUAAUCUUAUGAGGGCAUUGGGGAUGCAUGAGACGGUCAUGGAAGUAAUGGUGAAUGUACUUGGAGGAGGAGAAUCAAAGGAAAUCACCUUUCCUAAGAUGGUGGCAAACUGCUGUCGUUUUCUAUGUUAUUUUUGCCGCAUCAGCAGACAGAAUCAGAAAGCUAUGUUCGACCAUCUAAGCUAUCUUUUGGAAAACAGCAGUGUUGGCCUUGCUUCUCCUUCCAUGCGUGGAUCAACACCUUUAGAUGUUGCAGCAGCAUCGGUAAUGGAUAAUAAUGAGCUUGCACUGGCUUUAAGAGAACCUGAUUUAGAGAAGGUAGUCCGCUACUUGGCUGGCUGUGGUUUGCAGAACUGUCCUUUACUAAUUUCUAAAGGCUAUCCAGAUAUUGGAUGGAACCCAGUUGAAGGAGAACGAUACCUGGAUUUCCUUCGUUUUGCUGUUUUUUGCAAUGGUGAGAGUGUUGAAGAAAAUGCUAAUGUGGUGGUCAGACUACUCAUUCGACGGCCUGAAUGUUUUGGACCAGCACUGAGAGGUGAAGGUGGAAAUGGCUUGCUUGCUGCAAUGGAAGAAGCCAUAAACAUAUCAGAAGAUCCUACAAGAGAUGGCCCUUCAUCAGCUAAUGGAUCCACUAAAACAUCAAGUGAAGUAGAAGAGGAUGAUACAGUUCACAUGGGAAAUGCCAUCAUGACUUUUUAUGCUGCUCUGAUUGAUCUCUUGGGACGCUGUGCUCCAGAAAUGCAUCUCAUCCAUGCUGGCAAAGGGGAAGCCAUUAGAAUCAGAUCUAUUCUGAGGUCCUUGAUUCCUUUGGAGGACUUGGUGGGUGUAAUUAGCAUUCCUUUUCACAUGCCAACAAUAGCAAAAGAUGGCAAUGUUGUAGAACCUGAUAUGUCAGGCGGAUUUUGCCCUGAUCACAAGGCAGCGAUGGUAUUGUUUCUUGACAGGGUCUAUGGAAUUGAAGACCAAGAUUUUCUUCUACAUCUAUUAGAAGUUGGCUUUCUACCAGAUCUUCGUGCAGCUGCUUCUUUAGAUACGGUUGCCCUGAGUGCCACAGAUAUGGCCCUGGCUCUCAAUCGGUAUCUUUGCACUGCAGUUUUGCCUUUAUUAACAAGAUGUGCUCCUCUUUUUGCUGGAACAGAACAUCAUGCUUCCCUUAUAGAUUCCUUGCUACAUACUGUAUAUCGGCUUUCCAAAGGCUGUUCUCUUACCAAAGCUCAGCGGGAUUCUAUUGAAGAGUGCCUACUCUCCAUUUGUGGUCAGCUAAGACCUUCAAUGAUGCAACAUUUGUUGAGAAGAUUAGUAUUUGAUAUCCCUCUUCUAAAUGAACAUGCCAAAAUGCCUCUUAAGUUGCUGACAAUUCAUUAUGAAAGAUGUUGGAAAUAUUACUGUUUACCAGGAGGGUGGGGCAACUUUGGCGCUGCAUCAGAAGAAGAACUUCAUUUGUCCAGAAAGCUAUUCUGGGGUAUUUUUGAUGCCUUAUCUCAAAAGAAAUAUGAACAAGAACUAUUCAAAUUAGCACUGCCAUGCUUGAGUGCUGUAGCUGGGGCUUUACCUCCUGAUUACAUGGAAUCAAAUUAUGUUGCUGUUUUGGAAAAACAGGCUUCCAUGGAUUCAGAUGGGAACUUCAAUCCACAGCCUGUUGAUACUUCAAACAUUACAAUUCCUGAAAAACUAGACUACUUUAUAAACAAAUAUGCUGAACAUUCUCACGAUAAAUGGUGCAUGGAAAAGUUUGCAAAUGGGUGGAUAUAUGGUGAAACAUGUUCAGAAUCUUCCAAAGUGCAGCCAUUAAUGAAACAAUAUAAACUAUUAUCAGAAAAGGAAAAAGAAAUUUAUAGAUGGCCAAUCAAAGAGUCUCUGAAAACCAUGCUUGCUUGGGGAUGGCGAGUUGAAAGAACAAGGGAAGGAGAUACUAUGGCUCUUUAUAAUCGUUCACGUCGGAUAUCACAGACAAGUCAGGUUUCUGUAGAUACAGUCCAUGGCUAUAGCCCCCGUGCAAUUGACAUGAGUAAUGUUACCCUGUCCAGAGAAUUACAUGCAAUGGCUGAGAUGAUGGCUGAAAAUUAUCAUAACAUAUGGGCGAAGAAGAAGAAAAUGGAGCUUGAAGCCAAAGUGGGAGGAGGAAAUCAUCCCCUACUUGUACCCUAUGAUACAUUGACAGCCAAAGAAAAAGCAAAAGAUAGAGAGAAAGCCCAAGAUAUUCUGAAGUUCCUCCAGAUUAAUGGCUAUGUUGUGUCCAGAGGCUUAAAGAAUUUAGAAUUAGACACACCAUCCAUUGAAAAAAGAUUUGCUUACAGUUUUCUGCAGCAAUUGAUACGAUAUGUAGAUGAAGCCCAUCAGUAUAUUCUGGAAUUUGAUGGCGUCAGCAGAGGAAAAGGAGAACAGUUUCCUUAUGAACAAGAAAUCAAAUUCUUCGCUAAAGUUGUACUUCCUUUAAUUGAUCAGUAUUUCAAAAAUCACCGCCUGUAUUUCCUAUCUGCAGCAAGCAGACCUCUGAGCAGUGGGGGUCAUGCUUCUAACAAGGAGAAAGAAAUGGUAACCAGCCUAUUCUGCAAACUUGGAGUUCUUGUCAGGCAUAGGAUUUCACUGUUUGGAAAUGAUGCAACUUCAAUAGUCAAUUGUCUUCAUAUCUUGGGUCAAACCUUGGAUGCAAGGACAGUGAUGAAGACAGGUUUGGAAUCUGUUAAGAUGGCUUUGAGAACAUUUUUGGAUAAUGCUGCAGAGGACCUGGAAAAAACAAUGGAAAAUCUUAAGCAGGGGCAAUUCACACACACCAGGAGUCAGCCAAAAGGAGUAACACAAAUUAUUAACUACACAACAGUGGCUCUCCUACCAGUAUUGUCUUCAUUAUUUGAGCACAUUGGACAGCAUCAGUUUGGUGAAGAUUUGAUAUUGGAAGAUGUUCAAAUCUCUUGUUAUAGAAUAUUGGCCAGUUUAUAUGCUUUGGGAACCAGCAAGAGUAUCUAUGUGGAACGUCAACGCUCAGCUUUAGGUGAAUGUUUAGCUGCUUUUGCUGGUGCCUUUCCUGUGGCAUUUUUAGAAACUGAUCUGAAUAGUCACAAUAUUUAUUCUAUAUACAAUACGAAGACAACAAGAGCAGGUAUCAGUUUACCUAACAGCGUAAAGGAACUUUGUCCAAAUAUUCCAUCUCUGGAAAAACUAAUGGAAGAAAUUGUAGAAUUAGCUGAAUCGGGCAUUCGCUAUACACAAAUGCCUCAUGUAAUGGAAGUUAUAUUGCCCAUGCUUUGUAGUUACAUGUCACAUUGGUGGGAACAUGGACCAGAAAACAAUCAUAACAAGAGUGAAAUGUGCUGCACAGCAUUGACUUCAGAUGAUAUGAAUACUCUUCUGGGAAACAUUCUAAAAAUCAUACAUAACAAUUUGGGCAUAGAUGAAGGAGCCUGGAUGAAGAGAUUAGCAGUGUUUUCUCAGCCUAUCAUAAGCAAAGUGAAGCCGGAGCUUCUGAAAACACAUUUUCUUCCACUGAUGGAGAAACUGAAGAAAAAAGCAGCUCUGGUGAUCGCUGAUGAAGAACACUUAAGAGCAGAAGGCAGGGGUGAUAUGACUGAGGCAGAACUCCUCAUUCUAGAUGAAUUCACUAUACUUUCCCGGGACCUUUAUGCCUUCUAUCCAUUGUUGAUCAGAUUUGUGGAUUACAACAGAGCAAAAUGGCUCAAAGAGCCCAACCCUGAAGCUGAAGAUUUGUUUCGUAUGGUUGCAGAAGUUUUCAUUUACUGGUCAAAAUCCCAUAAUUUUAAAAGGGAAGAACAGAACUUUGUGGUGCAAAAUGAAAUCAACAAUAUGUCUUUCCUUAUUGCUGACACUAAAUCGAAGAUGUCCAAGACAGCUGUUUCUGAUCAGGAAAGAAAAAAAAUGAAACGGAAAGGGGAUCGUUAUUCAACUCAGACCUCUCUAAUUGUGGCUGCAUUAAAAAGAUUGCUUCCUAUUGGACUAAAUAUUUGUGCACCUGGUGACCAAGAAUUAAUUGCCCAGGCAAAAAAUCGAUUGAGCAUGAAGGACACCGAGGAUGAAGUUCGAGAUAUUAUUCGCAACAACCUCCAUUUACAGGGCAAGCUUGAAGAUCCUGCAAUUAGAUGGCAGGUGGCCCUUUACAAAGAUCUACCAAACAGAACUGAUAUCACUUCAGAUCCAGAAAAGACUGUGGAACGGGUUCUGGAUAUAGCUAAUGUACUUUUCCAUCUGGAACAGAACUUCUCUAAUCGUGGACGGAAAUGUUUCAGAAUGGUUGAGCAUCCUCAAAGGUCAAAAAAGGCAGUUUGGCAUAAACUCUUGUCGAAACAGAGAAAAAGAGCUGUGGUGGCUUGCUUCAGAAUGGCACCACUAUAUAAUCUUCCACGGCACCGAGCUGUCAAUCUUUUUCUUCAGGGAUAUGAAAAGUCCUGGGUGGAAACAGAAGACCAUUAUUUUGAAGAUACAUUGAUAGAAGACUUAGCAAACAGCUCAAAUGAUAAGUGUAACCUCUUGUUUUUUUCUUUUCUAUAUCACAGUAAAUUGGAUGAAGAUUACUUGUAUAUGGCAUAUGCUGAUAUUAUGGCAAAGAGCUGCCAUGAUGAAGAAGAUAACAAUGAUGGUGAAGAGGAAGUGAAGAGCUUUGAAGUCACAGGAUCCCAACGCAGCAAGGAAAAAGAAAUGGAAAAGCAAAAACUCCUGUACCAGCAAGCAAGACUCCAUGAUCGAGGGGCUGCUGAAAUGGUCCUGCAGACAAUUAGUGCCAGCAAAGGUGAAAUGGGACCAAUGGUUGCAGCCACCCUCAAACUUGGGAUUGCUAUCUUGAAUGGUGGAAAUUCAACUGUUCAGCAGAAAAUGCUUGACUAUCUCAAGGACAAAAAAGACGUAGGCUUCUUUCAGAGCCUUGCUGGUCUUAUGCAGUCUUGCAGUGUUCUUGACCUAAAUGCUUUCGAACGUCAGAAUAAAGCAGAAGGCCUUGGAAUGGUAACAGAAGAAGGAUCAGGGGAAAAGGUGAUGCAGGAUGAUGAAUUUACCUGUGACCUCUUCCGGUUCCUUCAAUUGCUUUGUGAAGGUCAUAAUUCAGGUUUUCAGAAUUACUUGAGAACUCAGACUGGUAAUAAUACAACUGUCAACAUUAUCAUAUCAACUGUGGAUUAUUUAUUGAGAGUUCAGGAAUCAAUUAGUGAUUUCUAUUGGUAUUAUUCUGGAAAGGAAGUUAUCGAUGAACAAGGACAACGUAAUUUCUCUAAAGCUAUUCAAGUUGCAAAGCAGGUGUUCAAUACUCUUACAGAAUAUAUUCAGGGUCCAUGUACAGGUAAUCAACAGAGUCUUGCACACAGCAGACUUUGGGAUGCUGUGGUUGGUUUUCUUCAUGUCUUUGCCCACAUGCAGAUGAAGCUUUCUCAGGAUUCUAGUCAAAUUGAAUUACUGAAAGAGUUAAUGGACCUUCAGAAAGAUAUGGUGGUCAUGCUGCUGUCUAUGUUGGAAGGUAAUGUUGUGAAUGGAACAAUCGGCAAGCAGAUGGUUGACAUGCUGGUGGAAUCGUUCAACAAUGUAGAAAUGAUUCUAAAGUUUUUUGAUAUAUUUCUAAAACUGAAGGAUUUAACUUUCUCUGACGCAUUCAAAGAAUAUGAUCCGGAUGGUAAAGGUAUUAUUUCCAAGAGAGAUUUCCAUAAAGCGAUGGAGAGCCACAAACAUUAUACUCAAUCAGAAACUGAGUUUCUGCUCUCCUGUGCUGAAACAGAUGAGAAUGAAACUUUGGACUAUGAGGAAUUUGUGAAACGGUUUCAUGAGCCAGCUAAGGACAUUGGCUUCAACGUUGCUGUUUUGCUGACCAACUUGUCAGAGCACAUGCCCCAUGAUACGCGACUGCAAACUUUCCUUGAAUUGGCAGAUAGUGUUCUAAACUACUUUCAGCCCUUUUUAGGACGCAUAGAAAUAAUGGGCAGCGCAAAGCGCAUUGAACGAGUUUACUUUGAGAUCAGUGAAUCAAGUCGGACGCAGUGGGAGAAACCUCAGGUUAAAGAGUCAAAGAGGCAGUUUAUUUUUGAUGUAGUAAACGAAGGAGGGGAAAAGGAAAAAAUGGAACUUUUUGUUAAUUUUUGUGAAGAUACCAUCUUUGAAAUGCAGUUGGCUGCUCAGAUCUCAGAAUCAGAUCUGAAUGAGCGGUCUAUGAAUAAAGAAGAAAAUGAAAACGAGAAGCUGGAGGAGCAAGACCCCCGAAUAGGAUUCUUCUCUCUAGUGACCAUCACAUCAGCAUUAAUAGCCCUCAGGCAUAACAUAAUGACUCUGAUGAAAAUGUUAAGCAUGAAAAGUAUAAAGAAGCAAAUGAAGAAGAUGAAAAAAAUGACCAUGAAGGACAUGGUCAUGGCUCUGUUUUCUUCCUACUGGACCAUUUUAAUGGGUUUCAUGCAUUUUUUAUCGAGCGUCUUCAGAGGCUUCUUUCAAAUCAUGUACAGCUUGCUGCUUGGAGGGAGCCUGGUUGAAGGAGCCAAGAAAAUCAAAGUAGCCGAACUUUUAGCUAACAUGCCUGACCCUACUCAGGAUGAAGUCCGUGGUGAUGGAGAAGAAGUAGAAAGGAAGCCAAUUGAAGCUGCUUUGCCUGCAGAAGACCUGACUGAUCUCAAAGCUCUAUCAGAAGAUAGUGACCUCCUCUCAGAUAUUUUUGGCUUAGAUUUAAAACGAGAAGGAGGACAAUAUAAACUAAUUCCACAUAAUCCAAAUGCAGGCUUGAGUGACUUGUUGAGCAGUCCUUCUUUACUCCCUUUACCUGAUGUGCAAGAAAAAGUACAGGACCAGAAGAUGAAUGAAGAUGGAAAAGAUGAAAGGGAAGAUACUAAAUUUGAACAUGAAAAAGCAGAGGGAGAAGAUGGAGAAAAAGAAGAGAAAACAAAAGAAGAUAAGGGAAAGCAGAAACCAAGGCAGUGUCACAAACAUAGGCAUGGUGAACUAGAAUUGCAAGAAUCUGCCUUCUGGAAAAAAAUUAUUGCAUAUCAACAGAAAGUCCUUAAUUAUUUUGCUCGGAAUUUUUACAAUAUGAGGAUGCUGGCUUUAUUUGUUGCAUUUGCCAUUAAUUUCAUCCUUUUGUUUUACAAGGUAUCUACUUCUUCAGUGACAGAAGAAAAGGAAAUACAAGUAGUUAAUACUGCUGAGAAAAUGAAGCUAAACAGCCUAGAAAGUCCUUCUCAUAGAAUCAUCACAGUACACUAUGUCCUUGAAGAAAGCAGUGGCUACAUGGAACCUACACUCCGCAUUUUAGCAAUUUUACACACUGUCAUUUCCUUUUUCUGCAUCAUUGGGUAUUACUGUCUGAAAGUUCCAUUGGUAAUAUUUAAGCGAGAAAAAGAAGUUGCGAGGAAAUUGGAAUUUGAUGGGCUAUAUAUUACAGAACAGCCUUCAGAGGAUGAUAUUAAGGGACAAUGGGACAGACUAGUCAUCAAUACACAGUCUUUUCCUAAUAACUAUUGGGACAAGUUUGUGAAAAGAAAGGUUAUGGAUAAAUAUGGAGAGUUUUAUGGCAAAGACAGAAUCAGUGAAUUGCUGGGAAUGGACAAGGCUGCUCUAGAUUUCAGUGAUGCCCGAGAAAAAAAGAAACCCAAAAAGGAUAGUUCUUUAUCAGCUGUGUUGAAUUCUAUUGAUGUAAAAUAUCAAAUGUGGAAACUAGGUGUUGUUUUCACUGAUAAUUCUUUUCUGUAUCUGGCCUGGUAUAUGACCAUGUCAGUCCUUGGUCAUUACAACAACUUUUUCUUUGCUGCACACCUCCUUGACAUAGCAAUGGGAUUUAAAACAUUACGAACAAUUCUAUCAUCAGUGACCCACAAUGGGAAACAGCUUGUACUAACUGUUGGAUUACUAGCAGUAGUAGUUUAUCUAUACACAGUAGUUGCUUUUAAUUUCUUCCGAAAAUUCUACAAUAAGAGUGAAGAUGGAGAUAUGCCAGAUAUGAAAUGUGAUGAUAUGCUGACGUGCUAUAUGUUUCACAUGUAUGUGGGAGUGCGUGCUGGUGGUGGAAUUGGUGAUGAAAUUGAAGACCCUGCAGGCGAUGAAUAUGAAAUAUAUCGAAUCAUCUUUGAUAUUACAUUUUUCUUUUUUGUAAUUGUUAUUCUACUAGCUAUCAUACAAGGCUUAAUUAUUGAUGCAUUUGGAGAAUUAAGAGAUCAGCAAGAACAAGUUAAAGAAGACAUGGAGACUAAAUGUUUUAUCUGUGGAAUAGGUAAUGAUUAUUUUGAUACAGUGCCACAUGGCUUUGAAACACAUACUCUACAGGAGCACAACUUGGCUAAUUAUCUAUUUUUUCUGAUGUAUCUCAUUAAUAAAGAUGAAACUGAACACACUGGUCAAGAGUCAUAUGUGUGGAAAAUGUAUCAAGAACGAUGCUGGGAAUUUUUUCCUGCUGGUGAUUGUUUUCGAAAGCAGUAUGAAGAUCAACUUAACUAACUGUAAUUAAGGACCAUCCCUUGAGAUUCCAUCAACACCUUUCCCAAUUCCCUUGGGAACAAUCAUCAGAUUUUCCAGACCCUUUAAACGGGA
Pseudonaja textilis is the source of this 14937-nucleotide messenger RNA. Lineage: Eukaryota; Metazoa; Chordata; Lepidosauria; Squamata; Elapidae. The record is from RefSeq and is a predicted model, not a curated record.